AUGUCUGCAAGGCGACUUCUGACACUUGAUGCCACAGAGACGGAGACCUCUGAUGGAGAAACCCGUCCAAUCUCUGCCAGCGAACGCAAGGCUGGGGCAGCGGACCUUGAUCGUGAUGUCCGAACAAAGGCUAUUUUGCAGGGUUGUCAACCUGCGGUCGAGAACGCCAUCACGGGAGAGUCGGCAAUCAUCCAUGGCGUCAACAUCUUCGAAGAGCUCGAACGAACCCGGGAAGAGAUCGACCAGCGCAACGCCAUUUGGAAGGCCAGGCGAAGCAGCGUACAGCGCGGCAAGUCCGAGCAGAUGUCACCCGAUGAGCUGAGGUCGGCCUUCGAGAAGAUAGGGUCGUACAACAUCGGGCUUGCUGGGACUGAAAGCAAUUACAUCCGCUUAGUGAGAUCAACGGCGAAGACCGUGCAGUAUCAGCGCGAAUGCGAUCGCAUCCAGGACGAGUUAAAAGAUCUGCAUAAAAAUAAGCUGAAGCUGGACAACGCCAGAGUCCUGAUCAGCGUGCUCGAGAAUGAGAGGGACAAGCUGAAGAAGAAGCACGAUCACGGAAAGACUGAGAUUGCGCGCCUUGAUGGAGAAAUAGAGAAGAUGAAAGCCGAGACGAGCGGACUGCGUCAUGUGUAGCAUUGGCUGAGAGGAUUGCGAUGAAUAUAAGGGCGU
This is a messenger RNA of Baudoinia panamericana UAMH 10762, 669 nucleotides long. RefSeq lists its product as uncharacterized. The record is from RefSeq and is a predicted model, not a curated record. Lineage: Eukaryota; Fungi; Ascomycota; Dothideomycetes; Mycosphaerellales; Teratosphaeriaceae. The transcript has 2 exons. The coding region runs from base 1 to 633 and encodes 210 amino acids.